Molecule: messenger RNA, 2037 nt
Organism: Engraulis encrasicolus (European anchovy)
Lineage: Eukaryota; Metazoa; Chordata; Actinopteri; Clupeiformes; Engraulidae
Product: deleted in malignant brain tumors 1 protein-like
Exons: 20
Coding region: 174-1868 (564 amino acids)
Molecular function (GO): serine-type endopeptidase activity
Source: RefSeq, a predicted model, not a curated record
CGAUUAGUCAGCCUGUUCACAGCCAUUGUUUAGUUAAUUCAGUGCCAAGUGAGUUUUGUCAGAUAUUUCACAAUCAUGUCCAGCUGACUGGUAUAAAUCUGACCAGCAGCUGUUACAGCCAACCACAUUAAUCUGCAGUCACAGCUGACCAAUAGACUGGAGCUACAGUAGCCAUGGGCAUCAGAACAGCAAGUUUCAUUCUGUUCUCUCUCCUGGGAGUAACCAUCACUCAUGGUGAACCAUUGCAGUGCGGUGGCGUGUUUACUGAGUCGGAAGGGGAGUUCUUCAGCCCUGACUACCCUGCUCCCUACCCCAACCAUGCCAACUGCACCUGGACCAUCCAGAGCACAGGGAACCGGAUCAUAGAGCUCACCUUCCCCUUCAUGGAGGUGGAGCACAAGAACUGGGAUGCGGACUGUACAUUUGAUUCCAUCAGUGUGUACGAUGGAUCCAUGUCAGACAACCGACUGCUUGCGAAGGUCUGUGGUGAUGAACCACGCUCCUUCAACUCCACCCGAAAUGAGCUGACCGUGCACUUUAGCAGUGACGCCACCUUUCCAGAGAAAGGCUUCCAUGCCAAAUGGAGCUUUACAGAUGUUCCGUCUCUGUCAGAAUAUCCAGUUGUAGAUAAAGUGACACCAGGUGUAGAGCCCACAGAUAUCGAGUGUGGUGGUGAUUUGACUGAAGCCGAAGGUAAAUUCUCCAGUCCCAACUACCCAAAACGGUACCCCAACAGUGCCAAUUGCACCUGGUCCAUCAGGAGCACAGGGAACCGCAUCAUCGCCCUGACAAUUCCUACCUUGAGACUUGAGGCUGACUGGCUCCCUGCUCAGUGCAGGUUUGACUCGGUUAGUGUGUACGAUGGUCCCGCCUCUGACAAGCGACUGCUCGGCAGACUCUGUGGCACACAGACUGGCAACUAUAAAUCUACGAGGAACGAGCUGACUGUAGUCUUCUCCUCUGACUCCAGUACCACUCAGAAGGGCUUCACAGCAGAGUACAGCUUCAUUGAUGUUCCCAGUUUAUCAGAAUAUCCAGCUAUAGUUCCUACUGAGGCCCCAACGGAAUCGGUGACGGAAGACAUAGAUCCCAUAGAUAUCAAGUGUGGUGGCGAGUUGGCUGAAACUGAAGGCAAUUUCUUCAGUCCCAACUACCCAAAGUAUUAUCCCAAUAAAGCCAAAUGCACCUGGUCCAUCAAGAGCACAGGGAACAGCAUAAUCGCCCUGACAAUUCCUACCUUGAGACUCGAGGCUGACUGGCUUCCAGACUGCAGGUUUGACUCGGUUAGUGUGUACGAUGGUCCCGCCUCUGACAAACGACUGCUUGGCAGACUCUGUGGCACACAGACUGGCACCUUUAAUUCCACGAGGAACGAGCUGACUGUAGUCUUCUCCAGUGACUCUAGUGGCACCUUCACUGGCUUCAAAGCAGAGUACAGCUUCAUUGAUGUUCCCAGUUUAUCAGAAUAUCCACCUAUAGCUCCGAAGAAGGACCCAACAGGUACAAAUUGUGGGGGUCUGCUUGUGGAGCCCAAGGGUGAAUUCUUCAGCCCCAACUACACUGCAGCCGGCUACCCGAAGAACGCUCGCUGCACCUGGACCAUCCAGAGCCCAGGGGACAAGGCCAUAGAACUGAACUUCCCCUUCAUGGAAGUAGAGUCCCGUCACUGGGACCCAAAGUGUUCCUUUGACUCCAUCAGUGUGUAUGAUGGCCCACUGGAAAACGAUCAUCUGCUGGCCAGGCUGUGUGAUAACCAAAAUCCAUCUGUCAAGUCCACCACAAAUGAGAUGACAGUUAUCUUCGUCAGUGACUCCUCCAUCUCUAGAAAGGGGUUUCAUGCUGAAUACAGUUUUAUUGAUAUGGCAUAAUUACCCACCUAAGCAUGAAUUUAAAAUCUGCACCAGCAACAACCCUUUGGAGCAUCCCUACCUUGGAUCUCUGGCCUGAAUAUCAACCCCACAAAUGCCAAAUCCAAAACUUACAUGAACCACUUUAGGACUACUAUCAUUUUUACAUUAAAAUACAGUUUUGUUCAUA